Mus caroli (Ryukyu mouse) is the source of this 1470-nucleotide messenger RNA. RefSeq names its product retinol dehydrogenase 14 (gene Rdh14). Lineage: Eukaryota; Metazoa; Chordata; Mammalia; Rodentia; Muridae. The record is from RefSeq and is a predicted model, not a curated record.
GGCCCCAUAGCACUCCGGAACCUGUGCGCCAGGCCUAGUGCACCGGGACCGGAAGGCUAUGGCAGUGGCUAGUGUGGCCGCAGCGCUCCUGGCCGCACUGGGCGGGGCGCUGUGGCUGGCCGCCCGGAGGCUCUCUGGGCCAAGAAGCCAGCGGCAGCAGGGAGGCGGGGACCCGGGCCUCAUGCACGGGAAGACAGUGCUGAUCACCGGAGCAAACAGCGGCCUGGGCCGUGCCACCGCGGCGGAGCUGCUCCGCCUGGGGGCGAGGGUCAUCAUGGGAUGUCGGGACCGCGCUCGAGCAGAGGAGGCGGCCGGUCAGCUCAGGCAGGAGCUCGGUCAGGCUGGGGGCGCCGGGCCCGACGCCACCGAUGGCCAGCUGGUCGUUAAGGAGCUGGACCUUGCCUCGCUGCGCUCAGUGCGAGCCUUCUGCCAAGAACUGCUACAGGAGGAGCCCAGGCUAGACGUCCUGAUCAAUAAUGCCGGGGUUUUCCACUGCCCAUAUAUGAAGACUGAAGAUGGGUUUGAGAUGCAGUUUGGAGUGAACCAUCUGGGCCACUUCCUACUCACCAAUCUUCUCCUUGGACUCCUCAAAAGUUCAGCUCCCAGCAGGAUUGUAGUCGUUUCUUCCAAACUUUAUAAAUAUGGAGAAAUCAACUUUGAAGACUUGAAUAGUGAGCAAAGCUAUAAUAAAAGCUUCUGUUAUAGUCGAAGUAAACUAGCUAACAUUCUUUUCACAAGAGAAUUAGCCCGUCGCUUAGAAGGAACAAAUGUGACUGUCAAUGUGCUGCAUCCUGGUGUUGUGCGAACAAACCUAGGGAGGCAUAUACACAUCCCACUGCUGGCAAGACCACUUUUCAAUUUGGUAUCCUGGGCUUUUUUCAAAACUCCAUUAGAAGGAGCCCAGACUUCCAUCUAUUUAGCCUGUUCACCUGACGUAGAAGGUGUGUCAGGAAGGUACUUUGGAGAUUGUAAGGAGGAAGAGCUCUUGCCCAAAGCUAUGGACGAGUCAGUGGCAAGAAAACUGUGGGAUAUCAGUGAAGUGAUGGUUGGCAUUCUAAAAUAGGAGUAAAGAGAACAGGACUAUGUAUAGGAUGAUCCAUUAUACCCCUGGUCAGGAAUGGCAUGUUGUGAGCAUGUGCUACUUGACAACAGUCUAGCCACAAUCAUGCUGAGAGGUGCACAUGGAUAUUUCAAGGGCACUGCUACUAUUUGAGGCUAAUACAAAGUUCAGCAAAGAUGCUAUAAAUGUGGAUCAUAACUAGAAUAUAACAAUUCUGUUAUUUAUUAUAAUUGGGCAAUUAUAACUGUUAAAGAUACUGGUAAUUUAAAAGCUGUCUUAAGAGGGUUUUCAAAAAUUUUGACUUUCAUGGCAAAUAUGUUUAGAAUUUUUAUUACAAUGCUUGUUUUGUGUAAAUACUAUGCCUAAUGUGUGUACAUAAAUUACUUGGAAUAAAUGUCUGAUGUAGGUUU